This is a messenger RNA of Arabis nemorensis, 816 nucleotides long. The record is from the annotation of a GenBank genome assembly. NCBI's taxonomy places the organism in Eukaryota, Viridiplantae, Streptophyta, Magnoliopsida, Brassicales, Brassicaceae.
AUGUCUAAUCAAGAAGAACAUGUGCAGCAGCCAACUGUCAGGUAUGAAGUUAUGUAUAUGCCAAAGUUUACGUGGACCCAUGAAAUGAGUCAUGAGUUGCUAGUGUUAGCUAAUAAAGAGAAAGAUAAAGGAUACUGGAGAGUAAGGAGGCAGUAUGAUAUCUAUAAACGUGUCACAAAGAACGCCACCGGGUUGGGAUUCAAUGAGUUCGGAGAGCUAAACAUGAGCAAUGACUGGUGGGAUCAACUGAUUAAGGCUUGUCCCGAUGCCUCAAAAGUUCGUCAAUAUCCACUACGUGAUAUUCCACUCCUUGAUAAUUUAUACAGCAAAGUUACAAUAUCGGUAAGUGAAGGAUGGCAACACCAGGACGGACCGAGUCAAUUGCCUCAAGAUACAGAACUUGAAGAAGAAGAAGAACUUGAAGAGAUACUAUCACCCAUCCGUAGACCUGAAGACAAUCCGAAGACACACCAAACACAUGUCUCUGGUAAGUCUAAGGAGAAACCAGCCAAACCAAGAUCUUCGCGGAAAAGACCUAACUUGGAUCAUUGGGAUCGUAUCACAAGUACCCUAGAAAAUCAAYAGAGGUUUUGGUCAGCGGGUCGGAAAACAUUUGACUCUUUUAACCCAUUUAGUAGUGCCAUAUGCACUGAAGAGUUGCUAAAAAUGUCUACUCUAGACCAUGAUGGCGAGUUGUAUUGGACGGCUCUUGAGUACCUGGCUGGAGACGAGAAUAGUCGUCAGAUUUUCUUAACUUUGCCGAAUGAYGAGCAAAAGAUUAAGUAUCUAGAAAGAGUCACUGGAAAGAAGAACUAG